ACAAGUUAUUGCAACAGACACUGUGACAGAAAAUUUGAAAGAACAAAUUAUUGGAACAGACACUGUGACAGAAAUUUUUAAUGAAGAAAGGAUUGCAACAAACCCUGUGCCAGAAAAUUUGAAUGAACAAAUUAUUGCAACAGACACAGUGGCAGAAACUUUGAUAGAACAAAGGUCAACCCCAGCUGUUGAGUUAUAUUUUUCAGAAAAUGAGUUUAUGGGUGCUAGUUGUAGUACUAUAUCUGAGUCUCAAAAAUCUGUUAUUCAUUCUUCCACAAACACUCAUCAUUCAGAUUUUAUUUUACUUGGCAAUGUGAACAUGGGAUCUGAAGAAGAAGUCCCUGGAAUUAAAAUUCUCCCUACAUUUGGUCGAAAUAUUGUCGAUAAUCGUGUGACAGGAAACAAACAAGAUAUGAGGAAGAUGGGCCACAUCCCAAUGUUUGAUAAAAGCUCUAUGACUUAUGACAUUGUAUCUUCUGUUCCAGAUACAGAAAAUAUAAGGGAACAGCUCAGGGAAUUGCUUAGCAUAUUUCCACAUUGCCGUAUUGAAGAUUUGCAGGAAAUCUUUGAGAGAUGCAAUAGGGAUAUCAAUUGGACUGUAGAUUUGUUGUUGGAAUCUGCCAAUCAAGGAAUUGAGAUUUCAACUCCAAAUAGUUCUCACGAAAUUGAACCUGAAACAUCUUUACAUGUUGAAAUAAGUCCUUUUACAGAAAAUAGUGAAAUGAUAGAAAGCUCUAACUCUGGAGUCCCUGAUAAUGCUAGUCUCCCUGCUGAAAGACUGGCGUCUGUUUCUGUGCACUUGUCAUCUGAAACUUCUAUGAAAUCACCAUUACCAAGUAAACGCAAUGGUAAAAAAGAUCGAACACCAGUUUCAGAGAUGUCUCUGCUUCUCAAAAAGCAACUUGAGGAAAAUAUUGUUAUUAACGAAGAGCAUUAUUCUGAGCACGUUUCUCGCCUUCGGAAGUUACGCCAUGGCGAAAUAACAGAUUUAACGGAGGUGUCUGGGAGUGUCCAGGAGGUUGCUGAAAAUAUAGAUGAACAUAGCCGUUCUCAGACCCUUUUAGAUGCAAGUCCAAAUGAAUUGCUGCUUCAAGACACAAAUGAUCCUGCUUUAGGUGCUAGUUACUUUCUUCAAUCAGAAGAACCAGAAUGGGGUGUGCAUGAGAUGGUAGCUAAGGACAUGGUUGAAGAGGAAGAAGAGACAGUUGCAAUAAAAAUUGAUUUGAGUUUUGCUGAACAGCUGCAUAACUUGUUUGGUACAGCCAACUUACCAUUUAAUCGAGAUAUGAGACCAACCUUGAAUUUACCGCUGACGUUGGCACGCCAACUUCAUUAUUAUAUGAUGGAGGCUGAACAAAAUACAUAUGAUCUUAUGAUGCAAGAAGAUGAGGAAUUGGCUCGUAAUCUCCAAGUACAAGAAGACCAUGUUAGUGCAGAGGCUCUUGUGUCAUCUGCCAAUCAGGUGCCUGACUUGCGUGAAAUCAUGGAUAUGGAAAUGGCCCUUGCUCUGUACAAAACAGAUCAGAAACAAAAUAGUCCUGAAACUAAGGAAGAUCUUGCUACCAAACUGACAAAGAACUUGCUAUGUGAGUGGUUUCCUUCUCUCCCGAAGGAUGUCCUUGUCAAUGUGUUUGAGGCUCACAAUCAUUCCUUUGAGGAAACAUUGGAAGUUUUGCUAGCUUCGACUGAAGAAGACAAUUCAGUGCGCAUUGUAAUGUCUCCUGAAGCACGUGCAGCUCAUGAAAAGGCUUUGCUUGAGAAAGCAAACUUGGAAGGCGAAAAGAACAAGGAGAAUGUGCGACCAUACUCAAUGGAGGGUGAUGAAGUUUCACAAGAACAAGCUUUAAAAGAUGCUAACUACUUUCGGUCGGAAGCAAGUAGACACUAUGAUCUUCGAAAUGAAUGUCAGAGGAAAGCUCAGAGUGCUUACCAACGGGGACUUACAGCUGCUGCAUCAUAUUAUUCUCAAAUGGCAUCAUUACACAAAGAAAGAAUAGAAGAAAAUAAUGCCAGAGCAGCAUCUAGUUUGUUGCUUGCCCAUUCGUUGGGCAAUUUGAGCACCACUCUGGAUCUUCAUUUUUUGUAUGUAGUGGAAGCUCUUCAAGUAUUGGACAUGUUUUUGGACCAUCACAUACAUCAACUUCUGGAGUCGAGUCAUCGGUCAGUACCUGUUUUUGUUAUCACUGGAAGAGGAGCUCGCAGUUCAGGAGGCAGAUCUCGCAUAAAACCAGCUGUUGUGCAACGACUUGACCAAAGGGGUCUGCGCCACGAGGAAGUGAAUCCAGGACUUCUGAAAGUUGUCAUCACCAGAAAUGCUUCAACCAGCACAAGAAUUGGUAAUUAAGUAUUGUUUUAGCACUUGGUGGUCCGUCCAUGUGACAUUUCUGUUUUUCCUUUUUAUAGUUAUUUUCAAGAACUGCUCACUAAACAUAUAUGCAAUUGAGUAUAUGUUCAAACUUUGCACUGCCAUUCUAAUACUUAAGUGUAUGGCAAUUUAUUAAUUUUACUGAUGAAAUAUGUGUAUGCACGGGAUUUUAGAAUGUCAGAAGAUGAAUGUUCUUGAAGUGUACUGUGUAUUUCACAAGAUUGAUUAUGAAUGAUGUGUGGUCUUUUAGAGACAUGGUGCUAGAAUCAUGACUUUUGUAUCUGAAAUCUUGUUAAUCAUUGUACAAUGUUUUAUAAAGAGAUAUUUUUGUAUAAUUAUGAACCUAUAAUUGCUAUUUGUGGUAAAUCCAUUAUUCUGUGUAUUUAUAUUGUCAGAGGUUUGUUUUGAACUAUUCAUAUAAAGAGUAAGUUUUAAUUAAAUACUUAUUCAAUCUUGUAGAACUGGUGUGUUUUAGUAUGUUUUACAGUAACAAUAUUGUAAGUGAUGGAAAAUAUCUUCACCAAAAAGAUUAAGUUUAGGUAUAAUCUAUUUUGGACCAAUUAUUUUGAGUUAGUGUAUUGAUAGUUGUAUAAAUUCUUUUUUAGAAUUUUCAAAUAAUGUUUUUCAUGUUGAGUUGAAUGUCUUUUUACUCUGUUAAAAACUAUUUGGUCUUUAUUUGUGCUUGUUACCGUAAAUGCAAAAAUAUAAAAUGUGUGUGUUUCUACCUUGUUAAAGAUGCUUUGAACUUGGAAUAAUAACUUUUGAGAAUAAUGACAGCUUUAAAAAUAAGUGUAUUUUUUAUUUUAAGGUUGUAUUGUUUGCAUUAUAUAUUUUCUAUUAUGUAAGUCAAUUUUCCAGUAUGUUAUAUAUUUCAAUGAGGAACUGUGUAAUUUAGUGUCCAUGAAUAAUUACAGGUUUAAUAUUUAGUUUUAAAAUAUUUGCUGUUACCUUAAUAGUAUGUUUUAUCCAUUUCUUAUGCCACAAGUUAAGCUCAGUAUUCAAAAGAUAUAAACUUAUCUUUUGAAUAUUCAGAAUGUAAAUUACCUUAUCAUUUUCUAAAAGAGAUGUAGAUGUUGCGUACAUCUCUUAUUUAUUUUAUCAUUGCUAUGAAGACUACUUUCUAUUAAAUAAGGGUUUACGUAAUAGUCUACACCUCUUUCAGUGAAUUUGAUAUGAUUUGUGAUGUGUACUCCAUACAAAAAACAAAAUAUUUUAACUUUGUGCAACUGUGAUGUAAAUAAUUUUUAACAGUAACAGUGUUUUAUUGCUAUUGUACAUUUUAGUUUAUUCAUAUAUUGUGUUUUAAUGUAUUGCUCAGUAAGUUCAUUGUAAAUUUGUUGUACCUAUCUAAUUGUUUGUUCUAGUCUGUUGAGAAAAUACUAUAUUAUUCUGCAAUGCAUCAUUCUUGUCAUGAGAGCGAUCAUUUUUAUUCAUUUUACAUAAUAACUUUGUACUUAUUUCAUUGCUGGGGAUAAUAUUUACUCAUUGUUUCAAAUUGAGGUAUUGUUUCAUUUACAGUAUGUUUGAUUUUACUUGAAUGUGAUUGGUAGUAUUACAUUGAAUUGUGAAGUCUAUAGUUUUAUUGUUCCUAAAAAUGCAAAGACAUUGGAUAUAAUCAGUAUUGUGACAGAGAAGUGCUAUUAUUGCUCUUUCCUCUCAGUACUGGAAGAAAAUCCACUUGUAUUGUAAUAUUGUUCUUUGUAUCUCAUAUGCAACAGUAGUAAAGUCUCUUAUUGAAAGAAAAUGUAUGUUCUUGAUGCAUAAUUUAAAAAGUAUUUAUGAUUCCUUGUGUUGAGAUUGUACAAAAAGAGGAUAUAUUUGCAAGACUGACAUCUUGUUAUGAAUGAAUUAUAUUUUGAGAUUUAUAUUCUGUAAUGUUGUAUAAUAGUUGUUUUUUCAGCAUUAAUAAUGUAUUCUUUAAAUGAACUAUAUGAAUGAUUUACUUUCAAAUCAUGUUGACUACCUCUUGGUUUGUUUUACUUCUUCAAAUGUUUUGCUUACACAUGGAGAAUAGUUCCAUUGAAAUUACAUAUAAGUAAUUUAUUGUGAAAUAGUGCAAAACAAAUGAAAUGAGAGUACAAUUCUUAAACAUUUUGGUAAUUUUUAUUUGUUUGGUUAUCAAAUGGUUACCAAAAUGAUAUAAAAUUUACAAAAUAUUUUUCUAUCAGUUUUGUAGGUGCAUUUAUUUGUUCAUUUGAUACAUGUGAAUCAUUCCUUAACAUUAGUUAUUAUAUGUGUCUAUGGAGUUGAGAAAAUGUCGUAAAUGUGUGCUUUACUGUUUACAAGGAAGUAAAUUGUUUAAAUCCACUGAAUUUGUUAUUGAUUGUUGCUUCAAAAUAUUGAUGUAAUUGUAAAUGGUACAAUUUGCUUGUUCAUGUUUGAUGUUCAGUAGAAAUGUUUUAUGAUCAAACCAUAUUACUUUUGUUGCAAGGUAAAAUUGCUCAAUAAUUGGAGAUUUGAAUGUAUGUAAUAUUAAUGUAUCUUCUGAGCUUCACUUGUUUUGCUGAGUUAGCAUUUGAAUGCAAGAUGUUUAAAAGUUGAUGCAUUUUCUAAGGCUAUAACUGUAAACAUUUUUCUGCAAGUUACAGGGUUAUCGAGGGUGAAUUUAACAUAGUAUUGUUUUCAAAAAUCCUGUUUUGAUAGACUAAACUCUAGGGAAAGUUUGUAUUUCUGAAGUUAAAUAGGUGAGAAUAAGACAAUGAGUGUGUGAAAAAAUCCUCAGGGAUGUCAAUUACGAAGAGGAUGAAAUCUCAAAUACAGUCAAUAUAGCCUAUACAUUUUGGAAACUAUUUUGAAUGACAUCCUUCAGCUUCAAUAGGUGAUGUAAGGAUCCUGGUAAACUGAAAAGAACUGUUUGUUGAACAUUUUUCUUCUGUAUUUCAAAUUUGUUCCAUUUUUGAGAAAUUUCUCUUUAGUAUUCCUUGGACUUUUUCUAUGUAUGUGGAGAAUUACAUAAUUGAGUGCAUUUGAUCAAAAAACAGUGCAAUUACUUCGAAUAUUCUUCUGGAAUACUUUAUUUGGCAGAAUUGAAUUUUGAGUAUUUGGUAAACAAUUUUGUUUAAUAAUGUAAAAGAAAUUGUUCAAUUUAUGAGGGGAAACAAGAAUUACAACAAAGAGGAAGGAUUUUUAUACAUAGAAAUUCUGUAGGUCAUUUAAAUGUAUAUGUUGCACUACAUUGGCCUGUGCAACACACUUUUCAGCAAUUGUUGAAUGAUGCAGACCUUAGUAAUUAAAAGUACCUGAGACUCCUGGAAAUAAAAUAAACAAUAUUUUUGUAAAAUUGUGUUCCUUUAGGCUAGUACUUUUAGAAGCACAUCACAAACUUUCACGAUUAUUUCGAACAACUUGCCCACUUUUCUCUUGGCAAUAUGUAUCGUAUUUUCAUUGUUUGUUGUAUUUGGGUAUGCUGUGACGAGUUCCUUGUCAAGUGUGUUGAUUCCUUACUAAAUUAUCAGAGUGUCUAGUUUGUUAGCAAUGAACUGUUGUGUGUACCUGACAUUUGUUUUGUAGUAUAAUCUGUUACAUUGUAACUUUGGGCUUCAUUGUACACGAAAGCUUUUAGUAAAUGAAUGAAAAUAA
Gryllus bimaculatus (two-spotted cricket) is the source of this 5944-nucleotide messenger RNA. NCBI's taxonomy places the organism in Eukaryota, Metazoa, Arthropoda, Insecta, Orthoptera, Gryllidae. The record is from the annotation of a GenBank genome assembly.